AUGGAUUCUGAACUCAAUCUGAUUGACAUCUCUCCAUAUCUAGCAAUGUCCGGUGAGUGUGAUCAACAGAUGACUGCCCUCUGUUAUGAAGUGAGUCAGAAUUUGAGGGAAAAGGGAGCAUUGCUCUUAAAAGAUCCACGUUGUACACUGGAAGACAAUGAUCGCUUUGUUGCUAUGGUAGAGAAGUAUUUUUCUAGUUCUCUAGAGUUUAAACUCCUCCACCAAAGACCUCAGUUACAUUACCAGGUUGGGGUCACACCUGAAGGAAUAGAAGUACCAAGAAGCUUGGUUGAUAAGAAGAUGAAAGAGGAAAUGAAAAAACUGUCCAAAGAAAAUAGACCAAGUGCUCCUCUUGGUGCUGAUCUCAAAUGGCGAUACUUUUGGAGACCCAACAGCUGUUCUCAGCCAGUGAUACCUGAAGGUUUUCCUGAAUGGGAAGAAACCAUGAAUUCUUGGGGACAAAAGAUGAUGGCAGCAAUUGAAGUGGUUGCUGAAAUGACAGCCAUUGGGUUUAAUCUUCCAAAAGAUUCAUUUACUUCCCUUAUGAAACAGGGCCCACAUCUGUUAGCUCCAACAGGGAGUGACCUUGAAAAAUAUGGGAAGGAGGGAACGGUUCUGGCAGGUUAUCACUAUGACCUUAACUUUUUAACCAUACAUGGAAGAAGUAAUUAUCCUGGCUUAAAUGUAUGGUUGAGAAAUGGGAAAAAGAUUCCAGCAAAGGUUCCAUUUGGAUGUCUCCUAGUUCAGACAGGAAAACAGAUGGAGUGGUUAACGGGAGGGGAGUGUAUAGCUAGCAUGCAUGAUUUGGUAGUGACCAACCAAACAAUUGAUGCCAUCAGUGAAGCGCAAGACCAAAAACGUUGCUUCUGGAGAGUCUCAUCAACGUUGUUUGCGCACAUAGCUUCUGAUCAAAUUCUGAAGCCAUUGGGGUAUUUUGAAAGAUCACCGUUGGCAAUCAAAUAUCCACCAAUCAUUGCAGAAGAGUAUGUUGAAGAAGAGCUUAAAGUAAUUCAUGUUAAGGCAAAUAAAUAA
This is a messenger RNA of Vicia faba (fava bean), 1032 nucleotides long. The record is from the annotation of a GenBank genome assembly. NCBI's taxonomy places the organism in Eukaryota, Viridiplantae, Streptophyta, Magnoliopsida, Fabales, Fabaceae.